AUGGACGAUACACAAGCCGACUGGGAUAAAUGGCGGCACCCUCUUGACCGCGACCUCCCUCACCCUUGGGUCCCCUCCUUCCCAGUACCUAUCGAUACCUCUUCCAAUACGCCCGCCACCGUCUCCAUCCUCGCCCGCUAUUCUCGUGAAAGCAGAAACUACCUCCUCCUCAUGAACUCCCUCUCAUGCCCGACUCUUACCUUUGAGCUCCAGGACCUCUCCCCAAACCAUGCAUUCUCGUUGGCCGAGCUGCAUUCCUUCUGCGGCAAGGCUGCCGGAAUGUACGCGAUUGCGGAUCUGAGAGGGAAGCCGGGCGUGCAACCGAGGCAGAGAGGUCUGUGUGGACGGCUCUAUGGGGAUUGGUUUAAGAUGGUUGAGAGUGAUUCGUUGUUUGAGACGCGCUUUUUUGCUCGGUUUAUGCAGACGGAUGGCUUGGACGUCGCGGACAUUGUCGCGCGUCAUAGAGCCCUGAGCCAGCAGCUCGAGACGCAGAUGAGAGACCCAGUUGAGCGGGUUGUGGAGGGAGAGGAUUUCGCCAGGAAGGAAGAAAGAGAGCAUCAUGGGGAGUGCACGUUGUUGCCGAGCUUCAAGGAUUUGGUCGUUGUAGUUGAGGAGCGGAGCUUCAGGGCUGAUGCCUUGCUUUUUGUUUUGGAUCCUGGACUGGCGCAAGGGAUUAAGGAGAUGGAAGGAGCAGAACAAAGCGAGAUUGGGGGACAAAAGGUUGUUAGAUUAAAAGCAGUCAUGGAAGAUAUCAUGCGUGCUGUGGUUGCGAUACAGAAGAAAUCUGCUGUGAAACACAAUGGCAUCACGGGAUGCUUUAGAGAGAACUAA
This is a messenger RNA of Aspergillus tanneri, 831 nucleotides long. RefSeq lists its product as uncharacterized. The record is from RefSeq and is a predicted model, not a curated record. The transcript has a single exon. Bases 1 to 831 code for a protein of 276 amino acids. Lineage: Eukaryota; Fungi; Ascomycota; Eurotiomycetes; Eurotiales; Aspergillaceae.